Molecule: messenger RNA, 3535 nt
Organism: Ochotona princeps (American pika)
Lineage: Eukaryota; Metazoa; Chordata; Mammalia; Lagomorpha; Ochotonidae
Gene: RIPK2
Product: receptor interacting serine/threonine kinase 2
Exons: 11
Coding region: 172-1791 (539 amino acids)
Biological process (GO): positive regulation of apoptotic process; innate immune response; protein phosphorylation
Cellular component (GO): cytoplasm
Molecular function (GO): ATP binding; JUN kinase kinase kinase activity
Source: RefSeq, a predicted model, not a curated record
AGAGCGGCGUCUGACCUCGGCCGCCCGGGGAAUGGCCGGGCUGGACACCUAGCGUCCGCGGCAAGGGAGGGCCCCGCCGGCUGCCCGCCUUCAGGAUUGGAUCUCGCUGCGAGCCGCGGGCACACACCCGAAACCGGCCAACGGCCCCGAGCACCCGCGCCUCCCCACACCAUGAACGAGGACGCCAUCUGCAGCGCCCUGCCCACCAUUCCCUACCACAAGCUGGCCGACUUGCGCUACCUGAGCCGCGGCGCCUCUGGCACGGUGUCGUCGGCCCGUCACGCGGACUGGCGCGUCCAGGUGGCCGUGAAGCACCUGCACAUCCACACCCCGCUGCUCGACAGUGAAAGAAAUGAUGUCUUAAGAGAAGCUGAAAUUUUACACAAAGCUAGAUUUAGUUAUAUUCUUCCAAUUUUGGGAAUUUGCAAUGAGCCUGAAUUUUUGGGAAUAGUUACUGAAUACAUGCCAAAUGGAUCAUUGAAUGAACUGCUACAUAGGAAAACUGAGUAUCCUGAUGUUGCUUGGCCAUUAAGGUUUCGUAUCCUGCAUGAAAUUGCACUUGGUGUCAAUUACCUGCACAAUAUGAAUCCUCCUCUACUUCAUCAUGACUUGAAGACUCAAAAUAUCUUACUGGAUAAUGAAUUUCAUGUUAAGAUUGCAGAUUUUGGUUUAUCCAAAUGGCGCAUGAUGUCACUCUCACAGUCACGAAAUAGUAAAUCCGCACCAGAAGGAGGCACAAUUAUCUAUAUGCCACCUGAAAACUACGAACCUGGACAGAAAUCAAGGGCCAGUGUCAAGCACGACAUAUAUAGUUAUGCUAUUAUCACAUGGGAAGUCUUAUCCAGAAAACAGCCUUUUGAAGAAGUCACCAAUCCUUUGCAGAUUAUGUACAGUGUAUCUCAGGGACAUCGACCUGACACUAAUGAAGAAAGUUUACCUUUUGAUAUACCUCAUCGAACACUUAUGAUAUCUCUAAUAGAAAGUGGAUGGGCACAAAAUCCAGAUGAAAGACCAUCUUUCUUAAAAUGCUUAAUAGAACUUGAACCAGUUCUGAGAACAUUUGAAGAGAUAACUUUUCUUGAAGCGGUUAUGCAGCUGAAAAAAACAAAGUUACAGAAUGCUUUAAGUACCGGUCAUGUAUGUAAUGAGAAGAAAAUGGAAUUAUCUUUGAACAUAUCUGUAAAUCAUGGUCCACAAGAGGAAUCAUGUGGAUCCUCUCAGCUCUAUGAGAGUGGCACUUCCCCUGGCACCUCAAGAUCCCUGUCAGCACCUCAGGACAGCGACUUUUUAUCUAGAAAAACACAGGACUAUUCUGCGAAGCUGCAUCAAUGCCCAGUAAAUCACAGUUGGAACAGCACUGUGCCUGUAUCUCAGAAGACACCCUGCUGUGAUCACAAAACCUCCCCAUGUUCUUUAAUAUUAAUAAAUCCACUCGUGGCUGAGCAAAAUUCAGAACGUGUGCAGCCUGGCAUAGCCCAACUAUGGAUCCAGAGCAAAAGGGAAGAUAUUGUAAACCAAAUGACUGAAGCUUGCCUUAACCAGUCACUAGACGCCCUUCUGUCCAGGGACUUGAUCAUGAAGGAGGACUAUGAACUUAUUAGUACCAAACCCACAAGGACCUCAAAAGUCAGACAAUUAUUGGACACUACUGAUAUCCAAGGAGAAGAAUUUGCCAAAGUCAUAGUUCAAAAGUUGAAAGACAACAAACAGAUGGGUCUUCAGCCUUACCCAGAAACUCCUGCAGUUGCUAAAUCAUCAACUUUAAAUUUACCUCCUAAUAAAAGCUUAUAGAUGAGCCUUUUUUCAAGAAGAAAAGUCAGUUUAUCAAAUGAUAUUUAUCUUUGUUGCCUUGAUACUGUUUUUUGUAAAAAUCCAUCUGAGUAUUCAAGCUUUACAGAAGAUUCUUCUUUAGACAAAUGUUAGUCUCCUUCAUGAUGAUGCAAUAUUUCAUAAUACAAGGUUUGCAGUUUUGCUACACAAUUCAAUUUGAAUGUCUUUCGGUAACUAAAACAUUUUUAAGUGUAAUAAUUGUAUUCUAGUCCAUAACAGUGCUUUAAGAUAUUAAGUGUUUCUAAUGGAAGUCAUUUUCAUAUUCACUUUCUUUGUGGAUUAUUUAUUACUGGUCUAAGAUGCAGUUUGACUUUAUGAAUUAUAUGCCUUUCCACAGAUGUCACAGUAAUUCAGUACAGUAUUCUUGCCUUAGAUUCCCAGGUUUAAAUUCUCUUAAAAAGCUCACUUAUUUUAAAUCAUUUUAUUUAGAUUACACUUUACAAUUUUGUUUAUGAAUUAUUCUUUAACAGUUGUUCCAGAAAACACAAAGUACGUAAAGAAAAAAAUGAGCCUUUCAACACCAGUUAGAUGCCCCCAUUUUUAACCUCAGGCUUCCCCCAUCACAAGCUAACCAAAAUUGGUAGCCUGAUGUGUAGCAAUAUAUCCUCUGGAACCCUUCCUUCUGCUUAUAUUGAAAGCAUAUGCUCAUUUUGGAGAAGAUCUUUUCUUAAUAUUAUUACUAGUAUUAUAAUGUAUCAUAGUACAACCUGCUUUUUUGCACUUACUACAUACAACCCUCCAGAUCAGGUAGUGGUCUAAGUCAUUCUUUGUUGUUGCAGAAUGUCUAUGCAGUGUUUUAUAUUUUCUUAGCUUGUUUACACCAAAGUAAACCCAAACAAUAAAGGUACCAUGUAAGCUCUUUUUUUAUUGGUUUGUAGCUUCUAUCACUAGAUGCAAACCUACAGGAAAUCCUUUUUCCGAGAAAUGUUUAGCAGUCAACAAAAAAAGUAAGAUAAAUUUUAAGAUCCUAAUUUUCAACAAACAUUAGACUUAGAGAGAUUAGCUAUAGCUGAGGCAAUUAAAAUAUUUUAUUAAAUUAUUAUAGAAUAUUUAGAUCUCCAUUUAGAGUUUUACAUUAGUCUAUUGUGCUUUUUGGAAAUAUGGAAAUUUAUAAGGAAAAAUGAAAACUAAAUGUAUGAAUUAUCUAUUAAGCUUUAGUUGAGUUUGAAAGGUUUAAUUUGAGACAUAGGUAGAAAAAAAUAUUUUCUAGUUUUUCCUGUUCCUCUAUAUCCUUAAAAGAGUCUUUUGACUAUUAAUGGCUUCAAAUUCUAUAUUGACUUAUUUGAAUUGAUAAAAUAUAGAAUAUAUUAACAAAACAAAUACAUUUUCUGCAAGGAACAAACUCAGUCUAUAUGCUUCUAACCACAUGCUUACCAGACAUUUGUAUUUCUUUGCAAAGUUUUCUACAGGAAUAAUAACAUAUUAAUGAAUAAGAAAUUUGUCACUAAUCAAGAUGAAUCUACAUUGAAUUUUCAUUCCUAGUUUCAUUAUAAUCUCUAUAACACCACAGUGAUGUUUAGAAGGUGAAACAAAAGUGCCAAGUAGGACCAAUUGAUAAAAAACAGAGUUUGGUGCUUUCCAAAUAUCUCUUUAAGGAGUAGGAGCAAAGAUGGAGAAGGAAAGAUUCCUUUAUAUCACAUUUCCCAACAUGUGGUGCAAGUACAUUAGUAGUAAAGUGUGAUUAUGACUGACUUCAGAAAGUUGC